GCGGGCCUCUCUCUUCGGGCCUCUGCAUCUUUUUUUCUUUUCCACAGCGAUAAUCAUGUCGUCAUCACAGCAGGUUCCUGCUAAGAAGCAGCAGGAUCUCCAAACAACUUACUCGAAUUUCAAGAAUACGUUACAGCAGAUCGCCUCAAAAAUCGGCGACAUUGAGCAGGAAGCUGAAGAGCACAAGCUGGUUCUUGAAACCUUGGAGCCGCUUGCGGAAGAUCGAAAGUGUUUCCGUUUGAUCAAUGGUGUGCUCGUAGAGAGAACGGUGAAGGAUGUGGUACCGGCACUGCAGACAAAUCAGGAGGGGCUGAAGAAGGUCCUCGAUGAUUUAGUAAAGCAGUACAAGAGCAAGCAGGAUGAGUUGGAUAAGUGGAAGAAAAAGAAUAACGUCCAAGUAGUGCAGCAGUGAGAGAAACACCCAACAGCUUAUCGCAUUUAAUAAAAAAACAAAGGAAAACAAGGCAAACCUCAGCCAUAUCA
Trichoderma atroviride IMI 206040 is the source of this 483-nucleotide messenger RNA. RefSeq lists its product as uncharacterized. Lineage: Eukaryota; Fungi; Ascomycota; Sordariomycetes; Hypocreales; Hypocreaceae. The record is from RefSeq and is a predicted model, not a curated record. Gene Ontology annotation, biological process: protein folding. Gene Ontology annotation, molecular function: protein folding chaperone. Gene Ontology annotation, cellular component: prefoldin complex; cytoplasm.